This is a messenger RNA of Aureobasidium musti, 4272 nucleotides long. The record is from the annotation of a GenBank genome assembly. Lineage: Eukaryota; Fungi; Ascomycota; Dothideomycetes; Dothideales; Saccotheciaceae.
AUGGCAAGGUUGAGAGCCGCUGCCUCGUCCUCUCCCACUAAACCGAACCCCAUUUCCCUGCCUGAGAGGUCAUCUCAAUCGAAUAAUAGACCAACCACUUCCAAGUUGUCCAACCGUCUCGAUUCGUUUGCUCAAUCACCGGCCUCGCGUACUGUUAAGUUUUCGACCACCAUGUCUCGAACAACGCCUGCAUUGCCUUUUGAGGUUGAUACUCUCGACCUUACUGAAGAUGCUUUACCCACGCCGGCUCGACUCUUGUCAAAUUUGAAAGGCCAAAAGAGAAAGAGCGAUGAACACAGGACUGAUACAUACAACCGCUCGUCUUCGAAAGCCCCUCGUCUAGAGACAAUCCAACAACCCGAUGACGAUGACGAUAGUUUCAUGUCCAUCGAUGAUUUCGUGGAUGAUGAACCAAUUGGCCCACCUCCUCCAUACUCCACCUUCAACCAUGGGCCCCCACCACAAGAAAGACGAGUCGAGCGUCAAGUGGUCGAUAGCGAAGACGAAGAUAUGGAAGACGUUCAGGAGAAUGUACCUGAGCCACGUCUACCUUCUCCCGUCAAGUUGAAGCAACAAUCGGUAUCCCCAAAAAAACCAUUGCAGACUCCCGCACUCAGACGUGUUGCUGAAUCCCCUGCUAUCGGCUCGCAAUCCCCUGGUCUUGCACCACUCUCCUCGAGUGAAGAUGCUCUUAUCAACAAGUUCCUGUCCUGGACCCAAGAAGACUUCGAGUCGAAACUGGCCGAGGCUGACAAUCGUCACGCACAAGCUACUGACGACUACAUGGCGGCCAUAGAGUCCCUUGAUAUUGAUGAGGUACCAGCUCAUAUCACUGAGGCCUAUGAGCGGGCAGGCGAUGUCGAUGAAGCUCUCAAAAGUCUGAAGAGCUCCAAGGACAGACUUGAUGCACUAGACUUCGAAAUGAAGAACAUCUCAGAUCUUAUGAGAAAAGCUCUACGUGCUCGGCAGAAACCUACCAAAGAGCAGGAGGAAAUAAAACAACUCAAACAACGUAUUCGCGAUACACAUACCGAUAUUCUGCCGCUUCUACAGAGUCUGGAUUCUGCUGGUCUCAUGUCCACUUUCAAGAAGCCUGCUGCUGUUGCGGUCAAAUCGACUCAAGCUGUACCUAGAGCGAAGACCGAGAUCUUGCGCAGCCCUGGCCCCGAAAGAAUCAAGCAGACUCAGCUACCUAAUGGCAGAAAUGUCGAAAGCUUUCCUGGUGUUGAGGACACCCCGCCCAGACCAGCGAGAAGAAUCAAGCCAGAACCAGAUGUGGAGGAUCCCAGUGUGAUGGAGAUUAGUCCACCUCGUCACUUUCCUGAAAGGAACGUCCGCCAUAUCAACAACCACAAUGCUCCUCUUUCACCAUCAAAGCGCAAUAACACAACUUCGACGAGUCGCCAAAUCUCGACAAAACCAACAACCUCGACUAGAGAUUUUGCCCAACCUCACAGACAAAGUGACAAGGAGAACUAUGGCGUGCCUGACGAAUUUGACGAGUUCGAGGAGGAAGACGAGAGCCUCUUCAGCAAUAUCAUGGGUACACCUCCAGCGCAGGUCGUUGAUGAAGAAAACUACGAUGAUGAAUUUGGCGACGACGAAGAUCUCAUGGAACUUGCGACCGAGUUUGAAGAUCACUCCACUUUCCAUGGCGUAUCCCGUCAGUCUCACGAUCGAUCUGCCAUUGUCCCGAUUUCAAAUGCCUCAAAGUCACGACCAAAGAAAGCCACUCCUGUCAAAAGACCAAAGACGCUCGAUGAAGAACUCGGAAACUUCCCAUGGACGAGAGAGGUCAAGAAGGGACUUACUCAGGUUUUCAAACUGCCUGGAUUCCGAUUGAACCAAGCCAACGCGAUCAACGCCACACUUGCGGGUAGACAUGUCUUCGUGCUUAUGCCGACUGGAGGUGGUAAAUCUCUAUGCUACCAACUACCAGCGAUCGUCAAGUCAGGGAAGACGUCCGGCGUCACUCUUGUCGUCUCACCAUUGCUGAGUUUGAUGGAAGAUCAAGUCUCGCACUUGCGAGCGCGGAAUAUUCAAGCAUUUUCACUCACAGGCAACACGACGAUGGAGGAGCGCAGGGAAGUCACAAGUACCUUCACGAAACCCAACGUACAGGAAUUUGUGUCGCUGCUCUACGUUACGCCAGAAAUGUUGAACAAGAGCGGCAUGAUGAAAACUGCCUUCAAAGAUUUGCACCGUAGGGGCAAGCUUGCGAGGAUUGUCAUCGAUGAAGCCCACUGCGUCAGUCAAUGGGGGCACGACUUCCGCCCUGACUACAAAGAACUUGGUAUGGUUUUGAACGAAUAUCCUGGUGUGCCCAUCAUGGCCCUCACGGCUACUGCUACCGAGAACGUCAAAGUCGACACCAUUGGCAAUCUUGGUAUCAAUGGAUGUGAUGUUUUCUCACAGAGUUUCAACCGUCCAAAUUUGAGAUACUAUGUCGACAGCAAGCCCAAGAAAUCAGCGCUACUUGACAGGAUCCAAGAAAUCGUCGAACAAGAACAUAGGGACGAGUGUGGUAUCAUAUACUGCCUUUCGAGAAAACAAUGCGAAGACGUUCAGAGGGAUUGGCAACGAGGCGAAACUAAAAUAAUCGUUGCAACCAUUGCGUUCGGUAUGGGAAUCGACAAGCCAGAUGUUCGUUUCGUCAUUCACCACACGAUCCCCAAGAGUCUUGAGGGAUAUUACCAGGAGACUGGUCGUGCUGGUCGCGACGGCGCCGCUUCCGACUGUUAUCUGUUCUAUGGUACUCAUGACUUGUUCACGCUACGCAAGAUGAUCGAUGAGAACGAGAGUGGCAGCAAGGAACAGAAAGACCGUCAACAUGACAUGCUUCGCAGAGUUGCCCAGUUCUGCUUGAACAAGACAGACUGUCGUCGCGUUCAGGUCCUUGCCUACUUCGCAGAAAGUUUCUCGAAGGAAGACUGCGACAACUCUUGCGACAACUGUAACACAACUGAAGAGCUGGUCGAAGAGGACUACACUGAGCUUGGCCUUGCUGCUGUCGACCUUGUCAAGGAGAUCGCCUCUGUUCGUAAUGUCACCCUCCACCAAUGUCUUGAUCUAUUCCGUGGUACUGGUCGUAACCUCGACCCUGAGGAUAAAAAGGCCGAGAACUUUGGUGCGGGUAAGGAUCUUGAACGAGAAAACGUUGAUCGUCUGUUUGGUCUUCUGUUGGCUGAAGAUGUCAUUCGCGAGUUCUCUGUGUUCAACAAAUCAAAAUUCGCCAAUCAAUACAUUGGACUUGGGCCAAAAAGGCACAUGUUCGGACAUGGGCAUGGCAAGCAGAAGCUGAUGCUCUACGUUCCAGUAGCAGCAGCAGGUGGGAAAGCCACCAAACGAAAGCCAAAGGUUGCGACAGGCACUGGCGUUAAGGCCUCCAAAGCAGCCAAGAAAGGUCAACAGUAUCCUUCCACCAAUAUAUCCUCUCCAGUUCAAGCAGGACCGAGCCGGAAGCGCGGCGGGCUCACCCACAAUGGUUACGAGCGUGACACCUUUAUCGUUGAUGAUCCUGACGAGGAUGAGGACUACGCUCAAUCUGAUGACGAAGAGGAUGAGGACGAUUGUUUUGAGCCUCUUCGAACAGAGGCAACUUCUGGCUCUCGAAACCAGAGAAGGCUCGGAGAACCGAUCACUAGGGACGAAGCUCUUCAUAAUCUAGAUGAUGUCCAUCAGGAUGUGAUUGCGUCGUUUGUUCAUGAAGCCAAAGAAAAGAUGAAGCAGCUCAUGCAGAAGAAAGAUUUGCGCCAACAGCCAUUCUCUGACACAAUGCUGCGCGAGAUGGCCGUUGACUACCACGGUACAACCUUGCUUCCUCUGAUCGCCCAAUUCAAAAAACAACUCGACACGAUGAUGCAAGGCUCAGAAGACGUGCCAUACGAUCCUAAUCACGCCACAGUCAUCUAUAUCGAGAGCGACGACGAGAAGGACGACGAUGACGACGAAUUCGGAUACGAUGGUGGAUUCAGUUCCGAGCCCGAGGCCGCGAGUCAAGAAAGAUCCUCCUACUUCAAACCCAAUGCUGAGCGCGCCUCCCGUGCCGGGUCUGGUGGCGCUAAAUACGGUGGUAAGAAAGGAGCUUCCCGUCGGCCGAGUUAUGGCAAGGGCAAGUCCGCUGCUGGAGGAACGACCAAGAAACGCGCUCCAGCUGCAAAGAAGCAAAGUAGUAUUGCCGCUAAGUUCUCGUACAACAACGGUGCCGGCCCAUCCAAGAGAGGGGGGAGGCGGCGGUGGCACUCUAGUGGAAUUGGCAUGAUGCCUCUCUGA